GUCCAGUGCAGAUCUAUGGCCAUAGGGGUCUGGCAGCUCCUACUGGACAUGGGAAUUAUGUCAUCAGUGGACCAGCAUCUAUACUUUCAAGAUACUUAUGUUUUCUACCAGUUUUCCUCGGAUGAAUGUAGCUACUUGUACUGUGAAUUCGAAAGAGAAGAGGAGUGGCAAAACGGUGUGAAACUUUUACUGCAGCUUGUGCCUCUCAUCCCCGCUAGAGCUGGCAUCUGUGAACUGUCUCAUCAGAAAAUUGAAGACCCUGAAGAAAGCAGUGAUGAAAUUCUCGCUCGUCUAACAUCUGCGGUGCAGAGAGAACUCGCAGCUGUUAUUGCUUUGAAAGCAAGGAAGUCCGCAAUUGAACAAGAUGAAGAAAACAGUGACAAACACGUAACUGUAACAGAAGCCGAAGGUGUUCCAGAUUCUCAGGCAGGGGUGAUGUGCAAGCUUCAAGAGAGAGAUGAUAUCGGACGAAUCGAACUGGUCCAGAAGCUGGCAAGAGAAAACUAUCAGUUUUUGCAGACGGACAAAAAAGAACAGGAGAAGUCUGAACACCAGGAUGAUGAAGUGGCGACUGUUCAAGUGAAGGAGCAAGACCAGAGCGUGCUGGUGCUGAAGAGAGUGCAGUGCUGUGGCCCAGCCCCCACAGCUGGGAGCCCGGAGAGCCAUUGCAGAUACGUGGUAGUGUCCGGGACUCCGGAGAAGAUUUUGGAGCACCUUCUGAAUGACUUGCACCUGGAAGAAGUCCAGGACAAAGAAACAGAGACCCUCCUUGAUGACUUCCUUCUCACAUACACUGUCUUCAUGACAACGGAUGACUUGUGUCAGGCGCUGUUAAGGCACUAUUCUGCUAAGAAGUAUCAAGGCAAAGAGGAAAACUCAGAUGUUCCUCGUCGGAAACGUAAAGUCUUGCAUCUUGUUUCCCAGUGGAUUGCUCUAUACAAAGACUGGUUACAUGAAGAUGAACAUUCAAAAAUGUUUUUAAAGACCAUAUACAGGAAUGUACUGGAUGAUGUCUAUGAAUAUCCAAUACUUGAAAAAGAAUUGAAAGAAUUUCAAAAGAUACUUGGAAUGCACCGUCGUCACACUGUAGAUGAAUAUUCACCACAAAGGAAGAAUAAAGCCCUUUUCCACCAAUUCAGUCUUAAGGAGAACUGGCUCCAGCACAGAGGAGCUGUGACUGAAACAGAGGAAAUGUUUUGCCACGUGUAUAUAACAGAGCACUCCUAUGUCAGUGUGAAGGCAAAAGUUUCCAGCACAGCCCAGGAGAUCCUGAAAGUUGUAGCAGAAAAGAUCCAGCAUGCAGAAGAGGAUCUGGUUCUGGUGGCCAUCACGUUCUCUGGAGGAAAACAUGAACUUCAGCCAAAUGACUUGGUCAUCUCCAAAUCCCUUGAGGCAUCUGGUCGGAUAUUUGUCUACCGGAAAGACCUGGCUGACACUUUGAACCCAUUGGCAGAAAAUGAGGAAUCGCAGCAAAGGUCGAUGAGGAUUUUGGGAAUGAACACUUGGGAUCUUGCUCUGGAAUUAAUGAAUUUUGAUUGGAGUCUAUUCAAUUCAAUUCAUGAGCAAGAGCUGAUCUACUUCACAUUCAGCAGACAGGGAAGUGGGGAACACACUGCAAACCUCAGCCUUCUGCUCCAGAGAUGCAAUGAGGUCCAGCUCUGGGUGGCCACGGAGAUUCUGCUCUGCAGCCAGCUGGGCAAGCGAGUGCAGCUGGUGAAAAAAUUCAUCAAAAUUGCGGCUCACUGCAAAGCCCAGAGAAACCUGAAUUCUUUCUUUGCUAUUGUGAUGGGUCUCAACACUGCUUCUGUCAGCCGACUCUCGCAGACCUGGGAGAAAAUCCCUGGGAAGUUUAAGAAACUUUUCUCUGAACUUGAAAGUUUAACAGAUCCUUCGCUAAAUCACAAAGCCUACAGAGAUGCAUUCAAAAAGAUGAAGCCACCAAAAAUCCCUUUCAUGCCCUUAUUGCUUAAAGAUGUAACAUUUAUUCAUGAAGGAAAUAAAACUUUUUUGGAUAACCUUGUCAAUUUUGAAAAGCUGCACAUGAUUGCAGACACUGUCCGAACCCUGAGACACUGCAGGACUAACCAGUUUGGAGGUGAACUGUCUCCAAAAGAGCAUCAGGAGUUAAAGUCCUACGUGAAUCAUCUGUACGUCAUCGAGAGCCAGCAGGCCCUAUUUGAGCUCUCACACCGGAUUGAGCCUCGGGUGUGAGCCCCUCCGCCUCACCACCCCUGUAACUGCAGCACUUUGAGCUACGGGAAUGUCCAUGCCAAGCACGUUGCUUUCCUGUGAGAAAAGAAGUUGCUGAGUUUUAUCAGUAUACCCCAAGACAUUCCCAGGAAAGCCAGCCAAAGCGUGUUCAGGAAGCAAUGUCAGCCACCGGAGAGGGGGAGAGGCCUCGCCACGUUCCUCCCAGAGCAAGAAGGCAGCAAGAGACUCAGACGCAUUCUUGAGAUGGAGAAGUCUGGUUUCUCAUGAGCACGUUGUUGAUCCAGUCCAGUUUUCAAUUUGAGAUGUGCCAGCAUCAAGACAACAAAACGCGUCUUGACGUAUAUAAUGACCAAAUAUUUCAGAAAGAGCGUGCAUGAAACAAGGAGGAGUUUUACUUUGCCUGGUGUUAGAACUCUUUAUAGGCUAUCAAGGAAUACUUCUUUAGAACACCUAAAGACAGUGACAGCAUCUCCAGAUUUCCAGGGAGAAGGAGAGGUCUCUGUCAGUAGGAACUAUGACAUCACCGAAAGCCACUUGUGUCUAGGGAGUGAGUGAGGCCCGCAGCUGGCACCCAUGCUCUGACUUGCAGAUGAGAAACAUCGAGGCGUGCACUGCUUUGCACCACAAUCACUUACCAACACAUGCUUGCAGGUGAAAUUAGUUUCUGUACAACGUGAUUUGCAGCUAUAGGCAAGGUAGAUAAGUUGCUUUGCCGAGAAGCAAAAAUAGUAAUCUUUAAGAAAUUGACUCAGUGUUUAAUUUCUGGGGAUUUUCUUUACAUUUAUAAGCAGGCUCUUAUCUUUUAUUAGGCAUGAUAUGAUUUUUGAAAAAGCACGGUGCCUGACACGUUGUUGGCGCUCAGUAACUGCUGAUUGAGGUGACCGAGUGACAGAGGUCUGCAUUCUUGUGCCUGAUACCUCACGUAGGUUCCUUGCCCACAGUGCGGGAUGACAGCAGCCACACAGGGAGGUGACAUGAGGUUUGACAUGUGAGGCGCUUAGCACUCUCUGUGAAAGCUAAUGAAAAGUGCCCAGGAAUACCCAAAUGUCUGAUUUAUGCUGGAGCCUCAGAAGUCCUGUGGUCCACCUACCAGCCAAAGCAGGGAGCCUUUCUGUAAUCUGCCUUUUGUUAAAUCUCAAAAUCUCAGAGUCUUCUGAGUCCUUUUUUUAUUAUUCUCAUUUUUACCAGUUGGGGCCCAUCUAUUGCCCAGACACGGAGUCUUGGUGUUCUCACCAUGCCUGCCUGUCCUCUCUGAGGGACCCCAUCAGCCCUGCUUCCUUUUUGUACUUUUUGUCCCAUCAGCACCUCGUUUAUCCUCAUUACCAAGGCGUGCCCAGCGCUUCCUGACAUCUUUAUAGCACUGCUGUUUCCUGGGCUCAGGAACCACACUGAGCUUGAGAUAUUGCUGGAAGGAGCCAUGCAGAGGAAAUGAUUGGAAGGACUUCCACGGAGAUUCAGUCUUGCCCAGCAUGUAAAACUUCACUCCUGGAAACUUACAGGGUUUUAUAGAAAGGCACCAUCCAGGGCUGGUCUCUCAGAGAAAUGCUUCAUGCUGCUGGUAAUGGAAUGAGACCCACUGGAGGGGAGACCAGAGCCAUCAGAACUGGGGGUACAGACAUCCCUCACGGCUGAGCAAACACUCCAGAGCCCUCCCCUUGGCAGUCACUGAGGAUGGCAUGGGCUUACAGCACAUCUUUUUCCUAUUCUAGGAACUAGGGUUUGGACAGUCUAAUCAUAAGGCCAUUUUGACAUUGUCUCUAUGUUUUAGAAUUUAAAUUUUUAUUUACAUUAGCUCUACAUUGCUCCAAGGCAAGCAUUGCUUUUAGGCGACUAAUUUGCGAAGAACUAUUUCAGCAUAGUGCAUGCUGCGUAGACCCCAAGUCAGAUAUGUGUGCUUGGCCAAAUGAAGCUACACAAACACUGUGUUUAAACACAUUUUGUGUGGUGUAUUCAGGGUAUCUUGCGUGGCACGGGGGGAAGUAGGCUGGGGAGAGAGUGGUGCUUGCCCACCACGUCCUCCCACCAUGAUCACGUUGCCCUCAGGGUGGCAAAGAGAAGGGAGGAUUUUGUUUAGAUUUGCUUUUCCAUCCCUGUCUUCUGAAUGUCUAAAAUCUCUAAAUCUUUCUGAAAUUUAAUAACUGUCUCCAGAGAUUUCCUGGGCAGCAACUCUCAGAAAUUUCAGAAGCUUUGAGGAAUCUUAAAUCUAGAAUUACAGAAUUGAAGGCAAAAUUGUGAGAACCAGAUUUUGCUCAACAGGAAUUCUAACCAAUCUGCGCUGUCCAACACUGAAUGGGCCACGGUGGGACUCACAUGUUUCCUGGAUAGGCCAUAUUUCCUGUCUGGGCUAUUCACCAAGGCCACCAAGAAUAGGUUUUAUUCAGGCUAGAAGGGUGGACCGGAAGAUGUCUAAGCUCUUUUCCAGCUCUGUUUUGGGUUUUUAUGGUUGCACAGAAUCUCCAUUCACUUUGAAAAUCUUGCGUAAUCUGCCACCUUCCACAGCAGGUGGUGCAUGGUCACUUCUAAGUGGGUCCUCUUUGUCACAGCAAACUCUCAGACAGCCCUGCGGGCCUGUGGCUGUGUCAGCAUUCCAGUAAACCAGCCCUGCUUUGGAGUUAGCACGGGACAGCAGAAUGCAGGCUCCUGUAGGCAAAAUCACCUUUCCAAUUUUUUUUAAAUUUUUACAUAUACCUAUGCAGAUGUUCCAUAGACUACAGUGUUUUAAAUUCACUCUUUGUCAUAAUCUGUAUAAUUGCCAAUGGUCGUAGUGAUAAAAAUUAUGACCCACAUUCACUUUUUUCAGUAAGCUUAAUUAUGUUUAGAAUAAACUCAUUUUCCUAGACCAAUACCCGCAAGCAGGUAGUGCAGAGCAUACAUUGAAUUUAGAAGCACGAGAAUGAAGUAAAUGCCCACCCCUCCCAGCCUGCAGUUAGGAUGUUGCAUGAAUGCAUACUCGCCUCUGAGUGGCGGAGGAACAGUGGCAUGAACAAGAGGGCUGGUGACAACUUCACAUCCCUGAAGCUGGGCUUUCCCCGCUUCCCAGAUCGCAGCCCUGCAGUGAACAGGGCUGUCCUAGCCAGCGCGAACACACAGAUCUGGGACUGAGCGUUCCUGAAUGGCACAGCCAAUCCAGGCUUCUCAGAAACUGGGCAAAAACCAUUAAAACGGGGAAGAUCAGGUCCAUUGCCAUUGUCCAACACAGGAUUUCUUUUAAACGUUUCAGAGACAUGUCCUUAAAAUUUCAGCCUGCUUCUUAGUGAGUGGGCCAGUUUUGCUUACAACCGGUAGGGGGAAAAAAAGUUUUUAAAAAUUGCCAAAAAGUGAGAUGAAAAUGUACUACUGUAUAAAGCAAAGCUGUAUAUACUAAACUUUUUUUAGCAGAGUAAUAUUUAUUUGCAUAGUCUAUUUAUUGUAUUCGUAUUACACUGUUAUUAAAUAUUGGGAUGAAAUCAAUGACCUGAAGCAAGGAGUCUUG
Molecule: messenger RNA, 5683 nt
Organism: Propithecus coquereli (Coquerel's sifaka)
Lineage: Eukaryota; Metazoa; Chordata; Mammalia; Primates; Indriidae
Gene: RAPGEF5
Product: Rap guanine nucleotide exchange factor (GEF) 5
Exons: 23
Coding region: 16-2211 (731 amino acids)
Biological process (GO): positive regulation of GTPase activity; Ras protein signal transduction
Cellular component (GO): plasma membrane
Molecular function (GO): guanyl-nucleotide exchange factor activity
Source: RefSeq, a predicted model, not a curated record